Castor canadensis (American beaver) is the source of this 3700-nucleotide messenger RNA. RefSeq names its product mitogen-activated protein kinase kinase kinase 10 (gene Map3k10). NCBI's taxonomy places the organism in Eukaryota, Metazoa, Chordata, Mammalia, Rodentia, Castoridae. The record is from RefSeq and is a predicted model, not a curated record. Gene Ontology annotation, biological process: positive regulation of apoptotic process; protein phosphorylation. Gene Ontology annotation, molecular function: JUN kinase kinase kinase activity; ATP binding; protein binding.
GGGCGGGGGCAGGGGCUGGGGCCGACCGGGAGCCCGGUGCAGAGGAUGGGGGCCGCCCGAACGCCCCGCACGUGAGGAGGCCGAGGGGCGCGCCACCCCAUUCCGGGGCGGCCGCCCCCCGGGCUCCAUCACACCCGCCCAGCUCGGCGGUCGUGGCCCGGGAUGCGGAGCCGGGGACCGCCGGUGGAGCUGCGCGGGGUGAGAGGUGCGAGGAGGGGUGGCUGCCCGCUGUCCUCGCCCUCGGCUCCUACCCGCGGGCCCCGGCAGGAUUUCGGGAACCGCGCGGCCAGGUCCUCUUAGCGCUCUGCCAUCUGUGGGGAACAGGUGAACCUGCCGCCCUACUCCCAUUCCGCCCCGCCUGGACAACCGAAUCACUGGAGACGGCCCUGCCCUUUUAAAGAGGUUUUUUUUUUCCUUGCUCCAGCGGAGGGCUCCCUUAGCCAUGGCCCCCAGGAGCCCCCUAGGACCCGCAGGGACUGUCCCCCAUCCCGGCCAUCCAGGCCCGCCCUCUGCAUCCCGCGGGCAGCCUGUGUGAAGCGACCUCCCGCAGCCCCCGGCCCCUCCCCCAUGGAGGAGGAGGAGGGGGUGGCGGCCAAGGAGUGGGGCACGACCCCCGCGGGGCCUGUCUGGACCGCGGUGUUCGACUACGAGGCGGCAGGCGACGAGGAGCUGACCCUGCGAAGGGGCGACCGCGUCCAGGUGCUUUCCCAGGACUGUGCGGUGUCCGGCGAUGAGGGCUGGUGGACCGGGCAGCUGCCCAGUGGCCGUGUGGGUGUCUUCCCCAGUAACUAUGUGGCCCCUGCCGCACCCGCCGCACCUGCAGGCCUCCAGCUGCCCCAAGAGAUCCCCUUCCACGAGCUGCAGCUGGAGGAGAUCAUCGGUGUUGGGGGCUUUGGCAAGGUCUAUCGAGCCCUAUGGCGCGGCGAGGAGGUAGCAGUCAAGGCCGCCCGGCUGGACCCUGAACGGGAUCCGGCAGUGACAGCAGAGCAGGUGUGCCAGGAGGCCCGACUCUUUGGAGCUCUGCAGCACCCCAAUAUCAUUGCCCUGAGGGGCGCCUGCCUCAGCCCACCACACCUCUGCCUGGUGAUGGAGUACGCCAGGGGAGGUGCACUGAGCAGAGUGUUGGCUGGUCGCCGGGUGCCCCCUCACGUGCUGGUCAACUGGGCCGUGCAGGUGGCCAGGGGCAUGAACUACCUACACAACGAUGCCCCUGUGCCCAUCAUCCACCGCGACCUCAAGUCCAUCAACAUUCUGAUCCUGGAGGCCAUCGAGAACCAUAACCUCACAGACACGGUGCUCAAGAUCACAGACUUCGGCCUCGCCCGUGAGUGGCACAAGACCACCAAAAUGAGCGCUGCUGGGACCUACGCCUGGAUGGCGCCUGAGGUUAUCCGCCUCUCCCUCUUCUCCAAAAGCAGCGAUGUCUGGAGCUUCGGGGUGCUGCUCUGGGAGCUGCUGACGGGUGAGGUCCCCUACCGAGAAAUCGAUGCCUUGGCUGUGGCGUAUGGCGUGGCUAUGAGCAAGCUGAUGCUGCCCAUCCCCUCCACAUGCCCUGAGCCCUUUGCCCGCCUACUGGAGGAAUGCUGGGACCCUGACCCGCAUGGGCGGCCAGAUUUUGGCAGCAUUUUGAAGAGGCUUGAAGCCAUUGAACAGUCAGCCCUGUUCCAGAUGCCGCUGGAGUCCUUCCACUCACUGCAGGAGGACUGGAGGCUGGAGAUCCAGCACAUGUUUCAUGACCUGCGGACCAAGGAGAAGGAGCUGCGCAGCCGGGAGGAGGAGCUGCUGCGCGCAGCACAGGAGCAACGCUUCCAGGAGGAGCAGCUGCGACGGAGGGAGCAGGAGCUGGCAGAGCGUGAGAUGGACAUCGUGGAACGUGAGCUGCACCUGCUCAUGUGCCAGCUGAGCCAGGAGAAGCCCAGGGUCCGCAAACGCAAGGGCAACUUCAAGCGCAGCCGCCUGCUCAAGCUGCGGGAAGGAGGCAGCCACAUCAGCCUGCCCUCCGGCUUUGAGCAUAAGAUCACAGUCCAGGCCUCUCCAACCCUGGACAAGCGGAAAGGAUCCGAUGGGGCCAGCCCCCCUGCUAGCCCCAGCAUCAUCCCCCGGCUGAGGGCCAUUCGCUUGACUCCUGUGGACUGUGGUGGCAGCGGCAGCAGUGGCAGCAGCAGUGGUGGCAGUGGAACGUGGAGCCGCAGUGGGCCUCCAAAGAAGGAAGAACUGGUUGGGGGCAAGAAGAAGGGCCGGACAUGGGGGCCCAGCUCCACCCUGCAGAAGGAGCGGGCUGGAGGAGAGGAGAGGCUCAAGGCCCUGGGGGAAGGAAGCAAACAGUGGUCAUCAAGCGCCCCCAACCUAGGCAAAUCCCCCAAACACACCCCUAUUGCCCCGGGCUUCGCCAGCCUCAAUGAGAUGGAGGAGUUCGCGGAGGCCGACGGAGGCAGCAGCGUGCCCCCUUCCCCCUACAGCACCGCGUCCUACCUCGCGGUGCCACUGCCCACCGAGCCCUCCCCGGGGGCGCAGGCGCCGUGGGAGCCGCCGCCGGCUGCGCCUCCCGCCCGGCCCGGGCACGGCGCCCGGCGGCGCUGCGACCUGGCACUGCUGGGCUGCGCCACGCUGCUGGGCGCCGUGGGCCUGGGCGCCGACGUGGCCGAGGCGCGCGCGGCCGACGGCGAAGAGCAGCGGCGUUGGCUCGACGGCCUCUUCCCCCGCGCGGGCCGCUUCCCGCGGGGCCUCAGCCCAACCGGGCGGCCCCUGGGCCGCCGCGACGACGCGGCCUCCGGCCCGGGCCUGGCGCCCUCGGCCACCCUCGUGUCGUUGUCAUCCGUGUCCGACUGCAACUCCACGCGAUCCCUGCUGCGCUCCGACAGCGAUGAGGCCGCACCGGCUGCGCCCUCUCCGCCGCCCUCCCCUCCUGUGCCCUUGCCCAACAGCAACCCCCUGGUGGACCUCGAGCUGGAGAGCUUCAAGAAGGACCCCCGCCAGUCGCUCACGCCCACCCACGUCACCGCCGCGCGCACCGUGAGCCGUGGGCACCGGCGGACGCCUUCCGAUGGAGCGCUGGGCCAGCGGGGGCCACCCGAGCCCACUGGCCACAGCGCGGGCCCUCGAGACCCCCUGGACUUCCCCCGCCUGCCUGACCCCCAGGCCCUGUUCCCCACCCGCCGUCGACCCCCAGAGUUCCCUGGCCGCCCCACCACCCUGACCUUCGCCCCAAGGCCCCGGCCAGCUGCCAGCCGUCCCCGCCUGGACCCCUGGAAAUUGGUCUCCUUUGGCAGGACUCUCAGCAUCUCGCCUCCUAGCAGGCCAGACACACCGGAGAGCCCUGGGCCCCCCAGCAUGCAGCCCACGCUGCUGGACAUGGACAUGGAGGGGCAGAGCCAGGACAACACAGUGCCCCUGUGCGGGGCCUAUGGCUCCCGCUGAGGCCUGCCCACCACCGCCCGCCUGGGCAGCCAUGAAUGUAGCGCCCCAGGCCCUGCUGCAGCCCGCCAUGCCCCAGGCGGGGGAGGCCUGGGCAGGAUACUCACUCUAUUUAUUGGGGAAGGGGGGAGGGGGCACUUAAUUUAUUCCUUUGUACCCCAGAUGGCGGAGCCCUGAGCCCACCCUGCAGCUGGGGGGAGGGUGGGCAGGGAUUCUCAGGGACAGGGCAUCAUGGGGGAUUUGGCACAAAACACAGCAUUAAAGGUAACCCCAGCCCCCUACCCCA